UUAAAGGUCUGCGAACGGAUCCCAACUAUCAGCACUCAGUUAAAAAUUCUGUCAACUGUCAAAGCCACCAUGUUGGGACGUACUAACAUCAGUGAAGAGGAGUCUGAGCAGGCUACGGAAAUGCUGGUCCACAAUGCACAGAACCUGAUGCAGUCCGUGAAGGAGACGGUGAGAGAGGCAGAGGCGGCCUCCAUUAAGAUCCGAACUGACGCUGGAUUCACUCUGCGCUGGGUCAGAAAGACUCCAUGGUACCAGUAAACCGAGGAACAGGACAGGAAAUUUAAGGAUUUAGCAUAAACACCAGAAAUGCUAUCCAAACAUUUUGAAACCGAGACCUCUGUUUGAACACG
Messenger RNA from Polypterus senegalus (gray bichir), 350 nucleotides. Its product is annotated as vinculin. Lineage: Eukaryota; Metazoa; Chordata; Cladistia; Polypteriformes; Polypteridae. The annotation marks the transcript as partial. The record is from RefSeq and is a predicted model, not a curated record. The transcript has 2 exons. Gene Ontology annotation, molecular function: actin filament binding. Gene Ontology annotation, biological process: cell adhesion.